UCCACCCCGGCAGCAGCUCCGCGGCCCAGCAGCGCUUCCCGGGGGCUCCGCGGUGCCCUCGGACCAUGGGCUUGCCCAAGGCGCCGGAGGGCCAGGACCUCCCGGAGGUAGAGACAAGAGAGGAUGAAGAACAAAGUGUGAAGUUAACUGAAAUUUUGGAGCUUUUGGUGGCCGCUGGGUAUUUCAGAGCCAGAAUUAAAGGCUUGUCACCCUUUGACAAGGUAGUAGGAGGAAUGACUUGGUGCAUUACCACUUGCAACUUUGAUGUGGAUGUUGAUUUGCUCUUUCAGGAAAAUUCUACAAUUGGCCAAAAAAUAGCUUUGUCAGAAAAAAUCGUCUCAGUCCUGCCAAGGAUGAAGUGCCCGCACCAGCUGGAGCCCCACCAGAUCCAGGGCAUGGAUUUCAUACACAUAUUUCCUGUUAUCCAGUGGCUGGUAAAGAGAGCUAUAGAAACGAAAGAAGAGAUGGGCGACUAUAUCCGCUCGUAUUCCAUAUCCCAGUUCCAGAAAACCUACAGUCUUCCUGAGGAUGAUGACUUCCUAAAGAGAAAAGAAAAAGCCAUCAAGACAGUCGUUGACCUCUGGGACGUUUACAAACCCCGUCGGAAAUACAAGCGCCAGCAGGGAGCAGAGGAGCUGCUGGACGAAGGAUCUCGAAUCCACGCUACGCUUUUAGAAUAUGGCAGGAGGUAUGGAUUUAGUCGCCCGAGCAAAGCUGAGAAGGCCGAAGACAGGAAAGCAGCGGCCCUUCCCACGGUUCCAGAGAAAGCCGAUGCCCAGGAUGAAGAUGAGCUUCGGGCUGCAGAAGAGCAGCAGAUUCAGUCACUAAUGACCAAGAUGACCGCCAUGGCGAGUGAAGAGAGCCGACUCACCGCCAGCUCCGUGGGCCAAAUCGUGGGACUCUGCUCCGCCGAGAUCAAGCAGAUCGUGUCUGAGUACGCAGAGAAGCAGUCUGAACUGUCAGCUGAAGAAAGUCCAGAAAAAUUAGGAGCUUCCCAGCUGCAUCGUCGGAAAGUCAUUUCCUUGAACAAGCAGAUUCUGCAGAAGACCAAACAUCUGGAAGAGCUGCGGACAAAUCACAGUGACUUGCAGGCUAGAUACAGCGAAUCGAAGAAAACCCUGACAGAGUUGAAGAGUUACAGUGAGAAACUGGACAAAGAGCAAGCCGCCCUCGAGAAGAUAGAAUCCAAAGCCGACCCAAGUAUCCUGCAGAGCUUGAGAGCACUUGUAGCCAUGAAUGAAAAUCUGAAAAGUCAGGAGCAGGAGUUUAAAGCGCAUUGCCGAGAGGAAAUGACACGGCUGCAACGGGAAAUUGAAAAGCUGAAAGCUGAGCGGGGACCAGGCGGAGAUGAAAAGGCGCCCUCCAGCGGAGAGCCGCAGGGCCGCCAAAGGCCCUUGACCCAUAAUGAAGACCUAGACAGACGGUACAACAUGGAGAAAGAGAAGCUUUAUAAGAUCCGGUUGCUACAGGCCCGGAGGAAUCGAGAAAUCGCCAUUUUGCAUCGCAAGAUUGAUGAAGUGCCCAGCCGAGCCGAGCUAAUACAGUAUCAGAAGAGAUUUAUUGAACUCUACCGCCAGAUUUCAGCAGUGCACAAAGAAACCAAGCAGUUCUUCACUUUGUAUAAUACCCUGGACGAUAAAAAAGUGUACUUGGAAAAAGAGAUUAGCCUGCUGAACUCAAUUCAUGAGAACUUCUCUCAGGCCAUGGCGUCCCCUGCUGCCCGGGACCAGUUUUUACGUCAGAUGGAACAGAUCGUAGAAGGAAUCAAGCAGAGCAGAAUGAAGAUGGAAAAGAAGAAGCAAGAGAACAAGAUGAGAAGAGACCAGCUGAAUGACCAGUACUUGGAAUUGUUAGAGAAGCAGAGGCUAUACUUUAAGACUGUGAAAGAGUUCAAGGAGGAGGGCCGCAAGAAUGAGGUGCUGCUUGCCAAGGUGAAGGCCAUGGCCUCCUGAACAUUCCCGGCCGUCGUCACACACAUCCUUGAGUUUCUUUCCAGAUGCCACAUACCAACUCCCAGACCGCAUAGUGGUCCAGCGUUGCUUCCAGAGUGAGAUACAGGUGGAAAGAGCUCACAGCCCUGGAUGUUUUCUCUCUCCCAUUUGCUCCCGCUGCAUCUCCAUGCCGGUGGGUGGAGUCCAACGGUGUAAAUUUGGGGAGGAGGCUCGGAGAAUACCCAUCCUCCUAUCAGGAAAAGCCGGGGAAGGGGUGUUUCUUGUCUGUGUCCAUCCAGCUUCUACUUCUCCGGAAACGUUUGCGUAUAUGAAGGUACCUGUAUUUGUAUGGACUCUUUGAAUAAAGAGAAAUUCAUUUGUUCAGCAACUAUUAA
Molecule: messenger RNA, 2326 nt
Organism: Sorex fumeus (smoky shrew)
Lineage: Eukaryota; Metazoa; Chordata; Mammalia; Eulipotyphla; Soricidae
Gene: CCDC93
Product: coiled-coil domain containing 93
Exons: 24
Coding region: 66-1952 (628 amino acids)
Biological process (GO): Golgi to plasma membrane transport
Source: RefSeq, a predicted model, not a curated record